AAUGGGACCCAAGAAACAUCAGGCUCCCCCAAGCUCUGUACUCGAUCUUUUCCCACACUCCCAUGUGACUCUCUCACUGCAACUCUGCCACCCGGUUUUGGCUUCGCUUCCAAAUCCAGCAAGUAACCACCCAACUCUCUCUCACUUUUCUCUCUGUGAAAGUAGAGAGCUACCCAGAAGAGAUAGGAUAGGCUAGAGAGAGAUCAUCCAAUGCCCUCCUUUUGUUUCUUCAACUUGGCCAUCCUCGUCUGCUCAUUGCCUGCUGCUUUGGGUGCCGACCCGUACGUGUUCUAUGAUUGGACCGUCUCCUACAUCACUGCUGCUCCACUUGGAGUUAAGCAAAAGGUUAUUGGGAUUAAUGGAGAGUUUCCAGGACCGUUGCUUAAUGUGACUACAAAUUGGAAUGUUGUUGUCAAUGUGAAGAAUGACCUGGAUGAGCCAUUGCUUCUCACAUGGAAUGGAAUACAGCAUAGGAAAAACUGUUGGCAAGAUGGUGUUUCGGGGACUAAUUGUCCAAUUCAGGCUGGUUGGAAUUGGACAUAUGACUUUCAGGUUAAAGAUCAGAUAGGGAGUUUCUUUUAUUUCCCUUCCCUAAGCUUCCAGAGAGCUGCAGGUGGAUAUGGGGGAAUCAUCAUAAAUAACAGAGCUAUUAUUCCGCUACCUUUUGCGGUGCCAGAUGCAGAUGUUACUCUCUUUAUUACAGACUGGUAUACAAAGAGUCAUAAGGAACUACGGAAACAUGUUGAAAGUGGAACUAACCUAGGAAUUCCUGACGGCAUCCUCAUCAACGGAUUAGGUCCCUUUCGCUUUGAUGAGGCAAUUGUUCCAGACGGCUUUCCUUUCCUUACAAUAAAUGUUGAACCAGGAAAGACAUACCGCUUCCGGGUGCACAACGUUGGCAUCUCAACUAGCUUGAAUUUCAGGAUACAAAAUCAUAACUUACUCCUUGUGGAGACUGAAGGAUCGUACACGGUUCAGCAGAACUAUGCUAAUAUGGAUAUUCAUGUUGGUCAGUCAUUUUCAUUCUUGGUUACAAUGGAUCAAAAUGCCAGCAGUGAUUACUACGUUGUUGCCAGCCCUCGUUUUGUGAAUUCAUCUUCAUGGGCUAAAGCUACUGGAGUUGCCAUCUUACACUACUCCAAUUCUCAAGGACCUGCAUCAGGUCCUCUCCCUGAUCCUCCUAAUGAUUUCGACACAUAUUUCUCAAUGAAUCAAGCAAGAUCUAUAAGGUGGAAUGUCUCUGCUGGUGCUGCUCGUCCAAACCCACAAGGUUCUUUUAAAUAUGGUGAAAUUACCGUUACAGAUUUCUAUGUAAUCCUAAACAGACCUGCAGAGCUUAUAAAUGGGAAGUGGCGCACAACCCUCAAUGGUAUUUCAUAUUUCACACCUUCGACACCGCUUAAGCUCGCCCAGCAAUUCAACAUUUCAGGAGUUUACAAGCUUGACUUUCCAAAUAAACUGAUGAACAGACCGGCAAAACUUGACACAUCUUUAAUAAAUGGUACUUUCAAAGGUUUCAUGGAAAUCAUCUUUCAGAACAAUGAUACCACUGUUCAGAACUACCAUAUGGAUGGCUAUGCAUUUUUUGUCGUGGGUAUGGAUUUUGGAGUGUGGACAGAGAAUAGCAGAGGCACUUACAACAAAUGGGAUGGCGUUGCUCGCUGCACUACACAGGUCUUUCCGGGAGCUUGGACAGCCAUAUUGAUUUCUCUUGAUAGCGCCGGCAUUUGGAACCUUCGUGCAGAGAAUCUGGACUCACGGUAUCUAGGCCAAGAACUUUAUGUCAGCGUUGUUAAUCCUGAGAGUGAUGGAUCUGAAGCUGGUUUGCCUGAUAAUGCCAUUUACUGUGGAGUACUUUCCUCUUUACAGAAGGACCAAGCUCAGCGAGUCAAGUUUUCCAGUUCACCUUCAAUGUCCUGUUCGAGCACAACAAUUUUGGUUCUAUUACUCGUAGCAUUUGGGGCUUUUAUUGGGUAAUCAAGAUGGAUAAGGUAGCCAAAGCAUUGUGAUUAUUGCCACUGAAAAUGGGCAGUUUGAGUAAGAUAAGAGUACUAGUAGAAUGUUAGUGGGCAAAUCCAUGUAACACUAGAACUGUAAGAUGUAUCAUGUACUGUGAUUUUACAUUGUAAACAAUGUAAAAUUAUAAUUUUAAUGCAAUUGUAUGAUUUGUAA
Molecule: messenger RNA, 2172 nt
Organism: Rosa rugosa (rugosa rose)
Lineage: Eukaryota; Viridiplantae; Streptophyta; Magnoliopsida; Rosales; Rosaceae
Product: monocopper oxidase-like protein SKU5
Exons: 9
Coding region: 211-1977 (588 amino acids)
Molecular function (GO): oxidoreductase activity; copper ion binding
Source: RefSeq, a predicted model, not a curated record